Messenger RNA from Pyricularia grisea, 486 nucleotides. RefSeq lists its product as uncharacterized. Bases 1 to 486 code for a protein of 161 amino acids. Lineage: Eukaryota; Fungi; Ascomycota; Sordariomycetes; Magnaporthales; Pyriculariaceae. The transcript is spliced from 2 exons. The record is from RefSeq and is a predicted model, not a curated record.
AUGUUUUUCAACGUUCUGGCCAGGCUAUACAUUCGCUCCAAAAAAUCCCAGGAAAUUCGAGUUUUUUUGUUUAUUUGCGUCUGUGAUUGGCUUUUCGUCACGAGCGCCGCACUAAUGAUCACGCAGACGGUAUUGCUAUCUUCGGAGACCGUUGGCAAGCUCUAUCUCGCGUACGGAAUAUCAAAUGCCCUAACAGAAGCAUUGAUUAUCAUUGGCCUGGGCUUUACGGUGCGCUCCGCUCUUUCACACAACAAUAUUGGAGCGCUGUUGGGGUCCAGAGUAUCCGACAAUAUUUCGAUCGUCAUUAUCUGCCUUCCGAUGAUCGUUAAGUUUAUUGGGGAGAACGGACAGAAUAACAACAUCCAGGAUCCGCGGGCUAAUAGUACGGGUCAUCUUCGCAAUUUUCAAUUUUUGUCGACAUUAAGCAGUAAUCGCCAAAACCAAAAUGUUGAACUGAGUCCCGUCGAAAAUAUUAUGAAAGUCUGA